GCCACGGCCGGAGCGUCACUUCCGGCGGAAGGAGGCGCGGGAGGUUCGAUCGGAGUCGGCUCUGCCUGCCGCCGGGAGUGUUGCCCGGGCAGGGUCCGCGUCCUCGGCCUGCGGAGUCCGCCUCUUCUUGAGAAGGGAGGUCAUUUUCAUUUUAGACCGUGCUCUUGCCGUCGCUGGGCCGGCGUUUAUUGAGCAUUUACUUACUGUGCUAUCGAUCUAGACACGGCUGAGCAUCUGAAAUGGACAUACAGGAAGGACAAUGGACACUGCGGCUUUGGAGGUGCUCAGGGAUACAUACGUGCUGCAAAGGGGUCUUGUCCAAACUGCUCUGAUGGCCCAGAGGGAAAAUACUGAUGAACCAGCCAUAUGAAAUUAAUGGCAAAGACACUGCUAACUUCUGGAAACUGCUGCACCUGAAGGAUCAUGAACAUCUGCCAGCAAAGGCCACAACAUGAAUACAUGAAUAGAAGAAGAAAAUUUCUUCUUGCCUCAGUUCUUGCUCUCCAAAAUUCAAGUUUUAUAUAUCCUUCAUGUCAAAAGUGCUUCUCUCGGAUAAUCUUAGUGUCCAAAAGGUCUAAUUGUCCAAAAUGUGGUUCUACUGGUGAAGCUGAAAAUGCCAGUUACAGAUACAGACUUUCCAUAAAAGUUGCAGAAUCAAAUAAAUUAUUUGGCAUUACUGUUUUUGGAAGCUGCUUAGAUGCAUUUUUUGGUCUUACAGCCACUGAUUUGCAUAGAUACAUUCAGGAUUCCAGUGAAAUUCCAGGAGCACUGGAUAGGGAUGCAACUCAGAACCUGUUAACUAAAGCCGUGGAAACUUGCUUUGUUGGACAGAACUUUAUAUUUGGAGUGACGAAUUUUGAAAAACAACAUGGGCAAGGUUCAGAUUCCAGUACCUUCUUAGAACAAUGCCUUGGCCGCAGGAGAGAAAUUAAAGAGCUACUAGCUUGCCAGAUUGUCCUACCAGACCCGAGUGUCGCAGGCUUCACUGUCAUUGACUAUUUCCGGCAGCUUUUGCAGCUUUCCAAUUUCAGGAAACUCCAUGGUGGCUCCCAGGCACCUACGAGCCACCUGCUUGCUUUAGAACACUCAAGUAGUGAUCUCAGCAGCAUGUGUAGCCUUGACAGCAGCUCUGAUUUUGUGGAAUCCCAUGGCAGAGAUAACUUUUUAAUGUCCUGGCAGUCAUCACUUGAACUCACUUCCAUUGUUUCACAGCUAACAGAUGAGGAUAAUUUUUCAGCUUCAGAACAGAGCAAGGCCUUUGAUACUCUUCACCAGAACAGAAAGUGCAUUUCCUUGGCAGAGGCCACUGAUUCAGGUGGUUGCCAUGAUGCCAUUCAGUGUUCAUGGAGCCUUGUUUCAUAUAUGGAUAAAAAGAGCACAGCACAAAAGUUAGGUGAUGAACUUGGCUUACAAGCUAAUCAGCCAAGUGCAGUACACAGCAGUCAUCAUGAAAUUGGAGUUACUGGUUCUAAUUUAUUCUUGAAAAUGCAAGAGUCCCAUGAGCCAAGUAAUACAAAAUUCUUCCACAGUGCAGUAGAAAUUAAAAAGAGAAAUUCCCAGCAUGAGCUAACAGGUCAUGAUAUCAGUACUCCCUUCAGCCUUCAGGAAAGAUCUGUGUGUUGUCCACCUAUAUCACUCAGACUUGAAGAAAUAGCUAGUGGUUCCCAGGAUUAUGACCCCAAGAUUUGGGAUGAUCUGCCACUCUCUGAAAGCUUAAACAAGUUUCUGGCAGUUAUCGAAAGUGAGAUUGCUAUAACUCCAGUGGAUGCCAGCAGUAGGAAGCCUCAUCUAGAUAAUGGCAUCGAUGAAUUACAUGCAGACCUCAGCAGUUUAUCUGUGACUCCCCAGGGAACUGCUGGAGCCUUGCUUACACCACCUAUAGCGUUAAGAGCAUCACAAGCAGCAGUCAAAGCAAACUCUGGCAAAGGUAACUUCCUUUCCAACUGUGAAGCAAAUCCAGCUGCUAGUUUUCAGGAGUCACAACCAGAUAACACGGCAGAGGCUGUCUCUGUAGGUAGAAAUGGAAGAGAUAUUUCUGAAUGUUUUCCAGCAAAUGCUUCUCUGUCAGCUCUGUUUCCAGCUUCAAAAGGUUUAGGAACAACAUCUAUUCUUAGGAAGUCUACCAGAAUUCCACCACGUAGUGCUACAAUUUCACAUACACACAGUACUUCAGAGAGUGACCAUUCUUGUCUCAGUAGCAAGUAUUUUAAUGGAUGUGGAGAAAAAUCACCUUUGGAAAUGAGUGAGAAGUGGAUGACAUUGUGUUCCAGGAGGUAUAAUGAUGUUUCUGACCUUUGCAGCUUAGAAAAUAAACAAUGUAGGAGAUGGCCAAAGAACCAAGGUGACAGUCUUACAAUUUGCAGGAAACUUACAUAUUCCUUAGAAGCUCUUUGCAGCAGUCCAAGUAGAAGUACAGAUGCAUUGAAAGAAAUGCCUUAUGGACAUACCAGAAAUAACUUAACACAGACCUAUGUUCCUGGUCAUGAAAGCAGCUACAAUGCUUCUGCUGAUCUCUUUGAUGAUAGUGCUAAAGAAAUGGACAUGGCAACAGAAACCACCAAAGAGUCACAGGAUGUUUUGUUACAAUGGGGAAAGUCUUCGGCAGAAAGUCAGCAUAUAGAAUCUGAUUUUUCACUGAGGUCACUGUCUGAAAACUUAAGCCAAUCUUCACAAAAAUUAUCCUUGCCAAACAUGCCUGCCCCAAUGAAUCCAAAAACAUGCUCUUCACCACAUUUUCCAUCAGAUUCAGAAAGUGAUGUUGAAGAUAGUCAGGACUUUGUUCCAUGUUCACAGUCAACUCCUGUUGCAGGAUUCCACCAAACAAGAAUUCAUGGGGUGAGAGGAGCUUUCAAGAAACUACCUUCCUUUUAUGUGGAUCUUGAUACUAACUAUAAAGAAACAAGGAUUUCCUCUGAAAAUGAGGCACAGCAAGCCACUCCCAGGUCUCAAAAAAAUAUAAAAACACCCAGCCAGAAAUCCAAAAGCCCUGUUAUACCUGGUGUUACACAACCAGAGGUUGUCAACAACUGUUCUAUUGCUGAGUGCUUUGAAUCUGACAUUGAUGAAUGGGUCCCUCCUACCACAAGAAAAGCAUUUCUUCCCGAUAUGCUUGGAUUCCAAGCCGUGGGUCUAAGAAAAUGCCUUGCUGCUUGUAAUUCUCCUGAUCAGAACACAUUACCGAGAAAGAAACUGAAGUGUGUCAAACAAAGAACCAAUAAACGUUUCAUUAAGAAAGAGUUAAAUUUAAAGAACACGCUUACAGCAGUAGUUGCAAACCAGAAAACUCCUAACUACAGCAGUACACACUCAGGCUGGAUUUCCAAAGAGUCAGUGUUGGGACUUGGUUAUGGUUCAGAAGUCAGAUGUUGCCUUUCGUUUUCAGAAAAUUGGCCACCUUCAGUGCCUGAAACUAAAAAUGCUUGGUCUCCUGAAUUGUUUUCACAGAAAGUCACCUCAACCCAGUGGCUAAACCUUUAAAGGUUUGUUUGGAACAUUUGCCUCCACUGGCAUGGGAAGCAUUCUUCCCAUUUUGAAUACUUGAAGAGACACAAAUGGAAAAGAGGUGCUGUCUUUUAAAAAUGUUCAUAAAGCAAUUGUUUUUCUGUGUUUUAUCCAGAAUAUUCUGAUCUGGAUAACUUGGCACUUUAUAUUUUUGAUUGUAUGUUAGUAAUAUUAUUGGUUUUGCCUGUUAAAAUUAUUUGUUAAACUCACAUGUACAUUCAGAAAUAAAGCCUUUACAAAGCAAAACUUAAAAUCCUCAUUAAUUGGUCAGCUCAGCUCAGGAAAAUGCCUGUUGUGUAUUAGGCCAACUACUCUGUCAAGUUUGUGAUACCAAGCCUACAAGAUCACUGAUCUCAAAAGAUUUUGUUCCACUAGGUAACAGACAUAUUACAGUUUCACUAUAAUGCAGCAGAUGCAAUGAAAGAGGUUUUUAAUGGCUAUUAUAAACAUUCAUGUUGCUAUGGGAUCCUGAUAGAGAAGCAGUUAGCCCAGCAGAAUCUGGGCUGGGGGUAAGAAAAAAGGUCAAUAAAAACUGAGUAGUUAGAGUUAAAUGUGAAACUGUGACUAUUUUAUUUAAUAAAUAUUCAUUAUAUGCUUGCUUCAUUCCAGGUACUGGGAACGCAAAAGUGAAAGCCAAGCUCUUUCCCUCAAGAAACUCAUGGUUUAGUAAACAAACAGCAUCUGAUAGUUCUGUGAUUGGAGAUAAGCUUGUAGUGCUAAUAAGAGCAAAAAUCAGAAGUUUGUAGACACACAAGUCCCCAGCAGCCCCUCAGCUAAACCUUUAGCUGUGAAACCUGUACUCUGUUCAGCUCCCUGUGCCAUUCCCCACAGCCUCUAUUCCAAAUCUUCAUUCUCUUCACGCCACCAACCUACUGCUCCUCAUCUUGCUUCCUCCUUCAUGGAGAAGCUUGAGAUCACCUGUUGUUUCCCCCACUUUCCACACCCAUACCUACUCAUCUAUAUCUGUACUCAUCACAGCUUCUUCCCUCUAAUCUCAGAAAAUGAUGCACACCUUCUAUUUAGUGCUGAUCUUUCUCGUGUUUGGCUGUUAAUCAAUUACCAGUAUACCCAUCUUUACCUUCUCACUGUCUUGUUUCUCUUCCUCUCCCUAACUUUUCACUUUGAAAAUUUACAAACACGUAAGAGUUGAAGGAAUAGAACAGUACAAUGAUACAGCAUCUAUACAUACCAGUUAUAACCAGUUUUGUUUAAUGUUUUGCAUGUAUGUGGAUUUGCUUUCAAUAUAUCUGUAUAGAUCUAUAUAGUUUUUGCUGAGCCAUUUGAAUUUAAGCUGUGGAUAGGACAUUUCAUCCCUAGGUACGUCAACAAAUUUCCUUUAAAAAGACUAACUACAUAACUACAAUAUAAUUAUCACACCAAAGAAAAUAGCAAUAGUUCUCCAGUAUCUAAUAUUCAGCUCAUAUUCAAAUUUUUCUACUUGUCCCUAAAUUGUCUUAUAAUUGUAGUUGAUAUUAUUUAACCAGGAUUUUGUUAAAGUUUGUCCAUGAUAUAUGGUUAUGUCUCCUGUCUUUUUCUAGAAUUCUUAUUCUCUAUUACAUUAAAUUUAUGAGAAAAUUAGACCAUUGUUUUGUAGAAUGUCCUACAUUUUAGAUUUAUGUAUUUGCCUAAUUUUAGUGUACAUACCUUGUCUCAUUUCCCCCCAAUAUUUCCUGUAAAUAAAACGUUCCCCAUCAAUAUAUCCUAAGAAUCCCGAAACACCAAUCUAAAAGAAUAUAUGCAACAAUAUGUUCAUAGCGCCCUGACCAGUUUGGCUCAGUGGAUAGAGCAUUGGCCUGCGGACUGAAAGGUCCCAGGUUCGAUUCCGGUCAAAGGCAUGUUCCUUGGUUGCGGGCACAUCUCCAGUAGGGAGUGUGCAGGAGGC
Molecule: messenger RNA, 5383 nt
Organism: Myotis daubentonii (Daubenton's bat)
Lineage: Eukaryota; Metazoa; Chordata; Mammalia; Chiroptera; Vespertilionidae
Gene: DDIAS
Product: DNA damage induced apoptosis suppressor
Biological process (GO): negative regulation of intrinsic apoptotic signaling pathway in response to DNA damage
Cellular component (GO): cytoplasm; nucleus
Source: RefSeq, a predicted model, not a curated record